Seriola dumerili (greater amberjack) is the source of this 5688-nucleotide messenger RNA. It is a transcript of the gene aass, whose product is annotated as aminoadipate-semialdehyde synthase. Gene Ontology annotation, cellular component: cytoplasm. The record is from RefSeq and is a predicted model, not a curated record. Lineage: Eukaryota; Metazoa; Chordata; Actinopteri; Carangiformes; Carangidae. Gene Ontology annotation, molecular function: saccharopine dehydrogenase activity. The transcript has 24 exons. The coding region runs from base 131 to 2923 and encodes 930 amino acids.
AAGUCGCAGGUUGCAGCUCGACUCACCUCUGAGUGACUCUCCGGUGUUGUCGGUGAACCGUCGUCACAUUUCCUCGCCAGGAGCCGGCGUGGUGAAGCAAGGUACCGGUUAAGAAAAGGGGGGUGAAGUCAUGUUCAGACUCCUCAGUCACCAAGGUAAGAGGACGCGGAGCUGCCUCGCAGGCCAGCGGCGCUAUGAGCACCACAGGGCCGUCAUGGCCAUCCGCCGCGAGGACAUCAACCCCUGGGAGAGGAGGGCGCCGCUCGCCCCGCGCCAUGUCAAGGAGCUCACCAACGCCGGCGUCAAAGUCCUGGUGCAGCCGUCCAACCGCAGAGCGAUCCACGAGAAGUACUACAUGAAGGCCGGGGCCGUCAUCCAGGAGGACAUUUCGGAGGCGUCGCUGAUAAUCGGAGUGAAGAGGCUGCCGGAGGAGAAGGUCAUUCCCAGGAAGACGUACGCUUUCUUCUCCCACACUAUCAAGGCUCAGGAGGCCAACAUGGGGCUGCUGGAGGACCUGCUGAAGAAGGAAGUUCGUCUGAUCGACUACGAGAAGAUGGUCGACCCUAACGGCUACCGCAUCGUAGCGUUCGGUCAGUGGGCCGGCGUCGCAGGAAUGAUCAACAUCUUGCACGGACUGGGGCUGCGCUUCCUGGCUCUCGGCCACCACACUCCCUUCAUGCACAUCGGCAUGGCUCACAACUACAGGAACGUCAGCCAGGCCAUCCAGGCAGUGAGGGAUUGUGGGUACGAGAUUUCCAUGGGCCUCAUGCCCAAAUCCAUCGGCCCCGUCACGUUCUGUUUCACCGGAACCGGCAACGUCUCCAAGGGAGCCCAGGACAUCAUCAACGAGCUUCCUGUUGAAUACGUUGAACCUCACGAACUGAAGGAAGUCUCUGAGACUGGAGACAUGACCAAAGUUUACGCCACCGUUCUGAGCCGACACCAUCAUCUGAUGAGGAAGAGCGACGGCAUCUACGACCCCAUGGAGUACGAGAUCCACCCGGAGCUGUACACCUCCCACUUCAGGACCAGCGUGGCGCCGUACACAACCUGCCUGAUCAACGGCAUCUACUGGGAUCCCCACACCCCUCGACUCCUCAGGCGAAUGGACGCCCAGAGGCUGAUGAGACCUCCCAAAACCCUGUCUGUAGCCAGCGGCGGGUCGCCGCAGCUGCCGCACAAGCUGCUCGCCAUCUGCGACAUAUCAGCCGACACCGGCGGCUCUAUAGAGUUCAUGAACGAGUGCACCACCAUCGAUAAGCCUUUCUGUAUGUACGACGCCGACCAGCACAUUGACCACGACAUCGUGGAGGGAAUCGGGAUCCUCAUGUGCUCCAUCGACAAUCUUCCCGCUCAGCUCCCCAUCGAGGCCACGGAGUACUUCGGAGACCGACUCUUCCCCUACAUCUGGGAGAUGCUGCCGUCAGACGCCACCAGACCCCUGGAGGAAGAGGACUUCAGCCCGCAAGUCAGAGACGCUGUCAUCACUUCAAACGGAGUUCUCACCCCAAAGUUUGAAUACAUCGAAAAACUUCGAGAAAGAAGGGAGAAGGCUGAGAUCAUGAAGAAGAGCGGGAUGAAGCGAGUCCUGCUGCUGGGCUCGGGAUACGUCUCCGGACCCGUUGUGGAAUAUCUGACCCGCGAUGAGAGGACCCAGGUCACUGUGGCGUCAGUGCUGCUGAGGCAGGCGGAGGAGUUGGCGGCCAAAUAUCCCAACACCAUCCCCGUCACGCUGGACGCCAGCAGCCAGGAAGGACACCUCGACUCCCUGAUCAAAGACCAUGACUUGGUCAUCAGCAUGCUGCCGUACUCCUUCCACCCGCUCAUCGCCAAACACUGCAUCAAGAGGAAGGUGAACAUGGUGACAGCCAGCUACCUGAGUCCGGCCAUGAAGGAGCUGCAGAGCAGUGCGGAGGAGGCGGGCAUCACCAUAGUGAAUGAGAUGGGCCUGGACCCAGGUAUCGACCACAUGCUGGCGAUGGAGUGUAUCGACCAGGCUAAAGCCGACGGCUGCACUGUGGAGUCCUACAGCUCGUUCUGCGGAGGUCUUCCUUCUCCUGAAUGUUCGGACAAUCCUCUUCGCUACAAGUUCAGCUGGAGUCCGUACGGCGUCCUCCUCAACACCAUCAGCCCCGCCAUCUUCCUCAAAGACGACCAGGUGGUGAGCAUCCCGGCCGGCGGCUCUCUGAUGGACUCCUCCACGCCGAUGGACUUCCUGCCCGGUUUCAGCCUGGAGGGAUUUCCCAACCGCGACAGCACCAAAUACGCCGAGCCGUACGGCAUCCAGAGCGCACACACACUGAUCAGAGGAACACUGCGCUUCAAGGGCUUCUCCAAGGCCAUGAGUGGUUUUGUCAAACUGGGUCUGAUUGACAGCGAGCCUUGCCCCGUCCUGCAGCCCACUUCAUCUCCCGUCUCCUGGAAAGAUCUCCUCUGUAAGCAGAUGGGAUUGUCCUCGUCUAUGUCCCAUGAUGCCUUUGAAGAAGCCGUAUACGAGCGCAUCGGAAAGGACGACUUCAGGAUGGACACGCUGAGAUGGUUUGGGAUGCUGAGCGACGAGGCGGUGCCUCACGCCGACAGCGUUCUGGCUGCUCUGGCAAAACAUUUGGAAGCCAAACUGUCAUUUGAUAAGGGCGAGCGAGACAUGAUCGUCAUGAGGAACGACGUGGGGCUUCGCCACCCGACGGGCGAGCUGGAGACCAAACACAUCAGCCUGGUAGUGUACGGCGACCCCAGCGGUUUCUCUGCCAUGGCCAAGACUGUAGGAUACCCAGCAGCCAUUGCUGCUCGCAUGGUCCUUGAUGGUGAAAUCAAUACGAAGGGUCUGGUGGUUCCAAUGACAAAGGAGAUCUAUGGGCCGGCGCUGGUCCGACUGAAGGAGGAAGGACUGCACUUCAUGUCCAAAAGCACCCUGGAGGAGUAGAGCCGAUAAUCCUAUCCAACACCUCCAGAGAUAAUGUACAGAAUCCACACGCUAUUAGCUGCCUUUUCACCAAUUUGCUGCUGAUAAGCAAAGUUAUUUUUAGUGUUUAAAUGAAACUUGGACUAUUUGAUGAUGCUUUAAAACCCCGUUUGUUAGGUCAAAAAGCUGAAAAGGCAGCUGGUGAUGAUAAUCAGUUAUAAGUUCAGAGAUCAGUUUAAUAUGAGCAUCCUUAGUUUGGCUGAAUUUGCAUCUGUGCCAAGCUGAAAUCACUUUUUCACCGGCGUUGACUGUUACAGAGAAAAUUUCUUCUGUGAAGAUGUGUAAAAGGUCGACAGAUCAAACACUAUUUUAGGCAUUAGAAAUUUAAAGCAUUAAAAAAGCACAAACAUCUCUCAUUAUACCAGCAAAACUACUGUAGAAACAAGGUCUGACUGAGAUUGAGACUACAUUUCCCAGAGACUAUCACCUAUUAAAAACAAGAUAAAAAGUGAAGCUUUCCCACAGGGGGAAUGUUGAGUCUACGUCAGUCUAUUAGGAAUCAACAAAGCUGUUAAACCUUUCCAUGUUUUAACUGUCCUUAUUCCCUGUUAGCUUAAACAGCAUCUGCAAGCAAGACAUCGCCUUAGUUACAGACAGUGUUUCUACAAAAACAUGUUAACAGUUCUCACCCACUAUAUAAUAUCACAUUAUGUACCGUUCAGUGUGAAGUCUAACGAAGCCGAGAGCAACUGCUAGUGAUUAUUUUCAGCUGGUUUGUUCAAGAUCAUGAGUAUUAUUUUAUUUUUUGCUGGUAAAUAAUUUGUGUUGCUUAAACAACAUGUAUGGAAUUUAAUUACCUCCCAAAUUACUUCAAAAAUAUAUGAUAAUACUACAAAUUAGUAUGAAAGUAUGAAAUCAGUAUCUAUUGGCCACCACUUAAUUAUCUCGUUAUUUUGAGAUUGUUUACAUAACAUAACAAAGAUCAGAAAAUUUGCGACUCUAACCUCUAUAGGGAUUCUAUCUAAAACAACACUGCACAUUUUAAAGACACAAGGUUUGUCUCCUUUUUCUACAGAAAAAAAAGAAGAAGAAAUGAAUAAAUAAAUACAAUUAAAACUGUAAACAUAAGGGCGUUAUGGCAGUUGAAAAGAUAGUGAAGCAGCGAUGAGUCUUUGACUGUUAAAGCUAAUGUUAGUGCUAGCUAGCUGCUAGCUAGUUACUACUGGAGCUAGCUAGUAACUGACAGACAGUUGGUCGAAAGUAGAGUAGUCAAAAUCUGUUAAACUUUUUAUGUACAUCAUUUUUCUGUUUAUGUUUUUAACCUUAAAUACUCUGACUCACGACCUCCAGGAUUCAGAAUUGACAUUGUUUUGUCAUGUCAUUUUAUGAAGCUAAUGUUAGCUUCUCCUGUGAGCCUGUUAAGCUAAUGAUGGUUUCACUGAAGCUAAUGUUACCUCACCAACAAAAGUGGAGAGCAGCUAACAGUGUCAUUGAUGUCACGACAUGGUAAUACUUUACUAUUAGUCCCCCAUUUCAACAUUUAAAAGCAGUAUUUAAACAUUUACUACAUUUUAGUUUUAUUAACCACAGGUUUUAGGUGCUUUGCCAGGUGUGACCUACCUGCAGUUUGUCAGCAUUACCAGCAGAUGUAUGCAGCUGUUAACAUUACACAUAACGUCACUUUCGUCCAUGAUUACAUUUCAAUAUAUUAAAGUCAAGUUUACCGCUAAUGUUAUAUCUCAUUAGCUAAAUUGGUCACUAUUCCUCUAGAAGUUUACUUAUAAGUCAGUAAAAAAAAAAACACAGGGAUCUCAACAAGUAUCAUUAUUUUAUCUGAUUUAUUUUCAUAAUACAAAUGUAUUUUGUUUUAUACCACAUAGACCACAGUUGUGCGGGUAAAUUUAUAUAGAAUAGCUAUUUAAAUUUCAAUCACAAUAUUGUUUAGAAAAAUCCAAAUUGAAAACAUUGAAUUUAAAAUUAUCUUAUUGGAUAUUAUCGCAAAAAUAAAUACGAGCACUACAAAUCUUUGGAAUAUUAUUUAUUAACUCAUGAUCGAUUCGGUAACUGAAACAUGAUCAGUAACAGCAGCACUUGGCUAAUGUUAAGCGCAGAAGUACAAGUCUUGAUUUGUUUUGAAUUUGUUUUGAAGAGUGAAUUCUGUAUUUGCGUUAAGUUUCCCAGACUGAUGAGUAUUUAUUGUUUGCCACCUGAGCAAUAUUUAUUUUAUUUUUGGGGGUUUUGUGUGGUCACCUUAUAAACGGUUUGUUACAUACUUUAAAUGGAGAAAGAAAACCUAAUGUUGUACCUGAGAUAUAUUUUUUUAAAUAAUAUAUCAAUAUGUUUUCCUGAUAUUUGGUUUAUAUGUUAGCCUCCAGAGGGUUUUAACUGCAGUGUGUUGUUUGAGAUUUUGGUAGAUAUGCAGGUUUGGAUCUGAAUGACACACUUGACUUGAAAAAAGAGAGAAUUUAAAUCAAAGUUUUACAAAUUCAUGUGAAACUAUAAAUCCCAUCAACACUAACACAUUAAUGUUUGUCAAGUUGAAUAUUAAUAUCAUAAAAUAUUAAUGAGUAUUGAUUUGAUUUUACUCACUGAUUUAAACCUCCAACACGAACACGGUUUUUAUUUUUAUGUUUAAUUUUUUGUUUUGUCUGUAAUGUCUGAUUUGACAUUUAAGCAAAUUCAUGAUUACAGAACUCAUGUUUGUUUGUAAAAGCUUGUUUUGAUAGCGCAUUUUUACUUUAUGAAAAUGUAAAAAUGGUUCAAUAAAAAAUCGCUUUGUGAAUAUC